Messenger RNA from Vicia faba (fava bean), 1782 nucleotides. The record is from the annotation of a GenBank genome assembly. NCBI's taxonomy places the organism in Eukaryota, Viridiplantae, Streptophyta, Magnoliopsida, Fabales, Fabaceae.
AUGAUUGCAAAAGACAUCCACGACGAAGAGAAAUGGCUCGCCGAAGGGAUCGCCGCUAUUCAACACAACGCAUACUUCAUGCAUCGCGCUCUGGAUGAUAACAAUCUCAGAGAUUCACUCAAAUACUCGGCGAUGAUGCUUUCUGAACUUCGAACUUCUAGGCUUUCACCUCAUAAAUAUUAUGAACUGUAUAUGAGAGCCUUUGAUGAGCUACGGAGGUUGGAGAUUUUCUUCAAAGAUGAAAGUAGACAUGGAGUUUCAAUAGUUGAUCUUUAUGAGCUUGUUCAACAUGCAGGGAAUAUAUUGCCGAGAUUGUAUCUUCUUUGCACGGUGGGAUCCGUUUACCUUAGAUGUAAGGAUACUCCUGUGAGGGACGUUCUUAAAGACCUGGUGGAAAUGUGUCGCGGUGUUCAGCAUCCGAUUCGUGGUCUGUUUUUGAGGAGUUACCUUUCUCAAGUUAGUAGAGACAAGUUGCCUGAUAUUGGUUCUGAAUACGAAGAAGCGGACUAUGGCAGUGUGAAGGAUGCAGUUGAAUUUGUUCUAGAGAAUUUUUCAGAAAUGAACAAGCUCUGGGUUCGCUUGCAACAUCAGGGACCUGGCCGGGUAAAAGAAAAAAAAGAUAAAGAAAGGAACGAGCUUCGCGAUCUUGUCGGGAAAAACCUCCACGUUCUGAGUCAGAUAGAUGGCGUGGACCUUGAGAUGUACAAAGACACUGUCCUUCCAAGUGUUCUAGAGCAGGUUGUCAAUUGUAAAGAUGAGCUUGCCCAAUUUUAUCUUAUGGAGUGCAUAAUCCAGGUUUUUCCAGAUGAAUACCACUUGCAGACACUUGAGACACUCUUAGGUGCUUGCCCCCAGUUGCAGCCCACGGUAGACAUCAAAACAGUGUUAGCUCAGUUAAUGGACAGGUUGUCAAAUUAUGCUGCCUCAAGUUCUGAAGUAUUACCUGAAUUUUUGCAAGUGGAGGCAUUUACCAAACUAAGUACUGCAAUAAGCAGGGUGAUAGAAGCACAGGUUGACAUGCCUAUUGUGGGUGCAAUAGCUUUACAUGUCUCUCUUCUUACAUUUACUCUCCGUGUUCAUCCAGACCGACUUGAUUAUGUGGAUCUAGUACUGGGAUCCUGUGUCAAGAAGCUGUCUGGAAAACCAAAGCUUGAUGACAGUAGAGCAACAAAGCAAGUUGUUGCACUUUUAAGCGCCCCACUUGAUAAAUACAAUGAUGUUGUGACUGCACUGACACUUUCUAAUUAUCCUCAUGUAAUGGAUCAUCUUGAUAAUGUGACAAAUAAAGUCAUGGCUAUGGUUAUUAUCCAAAGCAUUAUGAAGAAUAACACUUACAUAUCCACUGCCGAUAAGGUUGAAGUUUUAUUUGAAUUAAUAAAAGGACUUAUAAUGGAUUUGGAUGGAACUUCUGAGGAUGAGAUCGAUGAGGAAGAUUUCAGCGAGGAACAAAACUCUGUUGCUCGUCUCUUAAACAUGCUUCAUAAUAAUGACCCCGAGGAAAUGUUCAAGAUAAUAUGUACAGUAAAGAAACAUAUUAUGAGUGGAGGACCGAGGCGCCUACCUUUCACAAUUCCUUCUCUUAUAUUUUCUGGACUUAAGUUGAUCAGGCAAUUGCAAGGCCAAGAUGGAGACAUAGCAGGAGAAGAAGAACCUGCAACACCCAGAAAAAUAUUUCAGAUUUUAAAUGAGACCAUUGAAGUUCUAUCUUCUGUAUCAUCGCCUGAACUGGCCCUGAGACUGUAUCUGCACUGUGCUGAGGUAUGCUCGAACUUGCAAACUUAA